Messenger RNA from Clonostachys rhizophaga, 432 nucleotides. NCBI's taxonomy places the organism in Eukaryota, Fungi, Ascomycota, Sordariomycetes, Hypocreales, Bionectriaceae. The record is from the annotation of a GenBank genome assembly.
AUGGCAGCGUCUCCUAAUAUACUAGGACACAUAUCGCUAGGUGUUCGGAGUUACGAAGCCUCCAAAGCCUUCUACGAUGCUGUGUUGGUGCCCCUUGGAUUAAAGCUUGUCAUGGCCACUACAUCGCAGACACCGCGCACACUUGGGUAUGGUCUAGAUCUGGAUCACGAGCUAGUCAACCUGUUCGAAUAUAAGGAUUCGGCGGCGCCAGGUUCGGGAUGUCACAUCGCCUUCAAUGCGCCGACCCGACAGGCUGUGCGGGACUUCCACGAGGCAGCAGUGCGAUGCGGUGGGAAGAGCAACGGCGAGCCGGGACUAAGGAUCCAUUACGGCCCAAAGUACUAUGCGGCCUUUGUUAUCGACCCUGAUGGAUGGAGAUUAGAAGCUGUUUGCAAGUCGGACGAGUCGGAACCUUCUCGAGCAUUUACAUAG